Messenger RNA from Sphaeramia orbicularis (orbiculate cardinalfish), 3204 nucleotides. RefSeq names its product protein tyrosine phosphatase domain containing 1a (gene ptpdc1a). Gene Ontology annotation, molecular function: protein tyrosine phosphatase activity. Gene Ontology annotation, biological process: cilium assembly; protein dephosphorylation. NCBI's taxonomy places the organism in Eukaryota, Metazoa, Chordata, Actinopteri, Kurtiformes, Apogonidae. The record is from RefSeq and is a predicted model, not a curated record. The transcript has 10 exons. The coding region runs from base 197 to 2296 and encodes 699 amino acids.
UACAGGACAACAUGUCUGGUGGCUAAGUUAGCUACAGAGCUAGCUGUACUUAGCUGACCUAAUGAUGUGGCUACAAGCGAAACCCGGAUUCAGAGGUGCUAUAGAUAAAACAAGCAUGGUUCCAGAUAAGUGAGCAUAGUAUGUCAGAAAACCUAAGUAGCACACCGGACUCCAAGAACAUUAAAACGCCCCUGCCAUGGCAGCUGGUGUCAGCAUAUUGAGUGACCUGCCUUACUCCAUGACUGGAGCCCACAGUGGAGAGAUCAGCGCAGAGAUGGAGACAGCCAAUGCAAGGAUCCCCACCGCAAAGUACACCAAGAUGGGCGAGACCCUGAGGCAUGUCAUCCCGGGUCACAUGCAGUGCUCCAUGGCCUGUGGAGGGAGAGCCUGUAAAUAUGAGAACCCCUCUCGCUGGAGCGACGAGGAGCAAGCCAUUAAAGGACUCUACUCGUCCUGGAUUACUGACAACUUGCUAGCAAUGGCAAGGCCUUCCAGUGAAAUCAUAGAGAAAUAUAACAUCAUCGAACAGUUUCAAAGGUGCGGUUUGAAGACGGUCAUUAACCUGCAGCGGCCCGGAGAACACGCCAGCUGUGGAAACCCACUGGAGCAGGAGAGUGGGUUCACUUACAGACCUGAGACCUUCAUGGAGGCAGGCAUUUAUUACUACAACUUUGGGUGGAAGGACUAUGGUGUGGCAUCUCUCACGACAAUCCUUGACAUGGUCAAAGUCAUGUCAUUUGCUGUCCAAGAGGGUAAAAUGGCUGUCCACUGCCACGCUGGUCUAGGAAGAACAGGUGUGUUGUUGGCCUGUUACCUCGUCUUUACAUCGCGGAUGAGUGCCGAUCAGGCCAUCCUGUUUGUACGAGCCAAGAGACCCAACUCCAUCCAGACCCGAGGUCAGCUGCUGUGUGUUCGGGAGUUCGCCCAGUUCCUCGUUCCCCUCCGGAACGUCUUUUCCUGUGCUGAGCCCAAGGCGAGCGCCGUCACCCUAUCGCAGUACCUGACCCGGCAGCGCCACCUGCUGCACGGCUACGAGGCACGGCAGAUGAAGAACGUGCCAAAGAUCGUCCAGCUUGUCUGCCGCCACCUCAUGGACAUUGCCGCUAACCGGCAGGUGGUCAUCGAGGAGGAGUGGCUGGAGAUCCCCGACCUCACGGCAGAGGUGGAGAAAACGGUGUCCCAGCAGGCCUUGCAGCAGCUUGGAAAAGAGCUGAGAGGGAAGGGGAUUCCUGUGGCAGGAUGUUCAUCUCACCCCCCGAGUCCAGCCGCUCUGCAGUCCAGACCUCUACACGAUCAGCCUCUGAUUAGUGACAAUGAGCUGGACCCUCUGUGGAGCCAGCAGGACUUGGAGACCCCUCUGAGGUCGUCUCUGUCCAACAACAAGAGCCUCAGCUACAGCGACUCUGUCCUUCAUAAACUCAAACCUCACGAUUUAGAAGACGUGAAGAACAACAAACCUCCAAACAGCUGCCUCAUCAAACAUUCCUUGUCUCACAGCAGCCUUACAGCGCAUCGCCCGCCCAUACUCUGUGACCUCUCACCUCAGGAUUUUACCAGCAGCGUUCAGGACAACGACACAGAAGCACAACAGCACGCAGGUUUGAAAAAGCAGCUACAUAAAGGCCACCACAGCGUGUCUUUAGAUCUGUCAGAGCAGGGAAGGAGAGCCCACUGUAACACCCGACUGCCAGCCUUAUCAAACAGGAGCCAGCGGGAUGCCAGGGGGGAGGAGCCAGACCUGGAUGUGUCAGCGGUCGGAGCAGAGGUUCCCUUCAUCACUCUGCACUCUGAACUGUCCCCAGAAAACAGACGCCUGUUGGUGGCCAGAGCCUUGGCCUUGGACCUGACAGACCAGGACCUAAGCACCAAGGUCUUGGUGUGGCAGACGGAGCUGAACUCCAGAGAAGGGGCGUGGGAGAGACUCUGUAUGGAGAGAGACCCUCUGGUUCUGUCUGGUCUCAUGUGGUCCUGGUUGGAGCAGCUCAAGGACCCGGUCAUCAGCAGCGAGGACAUUAAAGUCCUCAGUGAGAACAACGUCAACCCACAGAACGCCCUCAACUCACUGGAAAAGGGCCACAGACUGACUCUGCUCUGUAUCCUCGACUGUGCUGCUCAUCUUCUGCCAAUGCCUGAAGACGUGGAGACGAGUUUUCUCACCCAAACAAUAAAAGUGUUUACAAAGACGGACCCUUCCUCGGGGAAGAACGAGGGCUUGUACUCGACACUCAAAGCAAUCCUGACUCCGAUUCUUCACGAACUGUGCGACAAAGCUGUGGAGGACAACGACGACUUCUAAUCCAGCCUCAACCUGACGGGACCGAGUCCAGCGCAGGAUCCUCUGGUCCCCCUUUGGGCAUUACUGCACUUAAAGCCAGUUCCUCGGAUCAAACGCUGCUGAGAUCUGCCAACUCACAGUCUGUAUUUAAGGCUGUCACUCAUCAGUGGUUUGGUUUCUCUCUUCUUCUCCUCUAAGCACUGCCAUCCUCUGUGUUUACGUGCCACUGUGCUCAUUCUGUCACUUCUCUGUUGUACUGUCAUAUUUGCGAAGGACUUAGACGUGGUUUUGAAUAUCUGUUCGUUAGAAGAUGACUGAGGAAAAAUUCUCACGAUGUUAAUGUUAUUUAACUCUAAGCUGUCGGGAGGGGCGUCGUAUUUAAACCAAAAGAUGUUUUUACACUGUGCAGAUGCUCUAAUGUGUCUUAUUUAUUCCGACCUUCUUAUUUGAAAUGCAGACUUAAUAACUGUAACCCGAAUGCUUUGUUCAUGAUAGAAUGUAAAACUGUUUACUUAGACUGAAAUGCAAACUGUGGCUCUUUUUAAGGCAAUGCAAACACACACACACACCCCACCCCCCCAGUCCAUUUGAUGUCCUUAAUACUGUGUGCACCAAAAACCUCUCUGUACUGUUCUGUUGUACAUGCAUUUAUGUAAAAACAUGGAUCUGCCUCUUGUGUCGGCCUCUGUCCGGACUCUGUCUCUGCUGUGCCGCCUUUCGCCUCAGUGUCUCACACAUACACACACACACACACACACACACACAUAUGUAACGCAGACCUGCUGACACGCUGAAUGUGGAACACAGACCAUAAUAAUCAGCCUAUAAGCGACUUGAGACGUUGUACUGUGGGAGUUUUCAACAAACACUAUUUUUUCAUUGUUCCAGUGGAAUACUUGUUACAGAAUUAAAUGCACUGACUGACUGCA